Molecule: messenger RNA, 1623 nt
Organism: Penicillium chermesinum
Lineage: Eukaryota; Fungi; Ascomycota; Eurotiomycetes; Eurotiales; Aspergillaceae
Product: class I SAM-dependent methyltransferase
Exons: 1
Coding region: 1-1623 (540 amino acids)
Biological process (GO): peptidoglycan biosynthetic process
Molecular function (GO): D-alanine-D-alanine ligase activity; ATP binding; metal ion binding
Source: RefSeq, a predicted model, not a curated record
AUGAGAAUCUGCGUGUUUCAGUCUUGCUUCGAGGAGCUACAAGCUUCUGUGGGCGAGACGCAAGAACUGUGCAUGAACCCCGGCGUAUUUACAACGCAGCACACAGUCGUCCAUAAGACUAUCCACAAGGCGACCGCAAAGGAGCAAAUUGACCAGGCAGUAGCGGAGGGCUACGAUUUCUAUUUGAAUUUUAUGUGGGGAACCCAUGAUGAUUCUCUGGCUGGCGUGGAUGCGAUUCGAUACUUUGAAUCCCUCGAUUUGCCCUCUGCUGGAGUCGAAAGCUCUGAACGAGAACAAUCGAAAUGGGAUUUCUUUGCAGCGGCCAAAAAGGCCGGGCGGCCGCUCGUUCCUGGGACAGAGAAGUAUCCACUGUUUGUAAAGCCCGCGUCGAGCUAUGGAAGUAUGUUCAUUGAUGAGCAUUCCCUCUGUCGUGACGAGGACGAGCUACAGAAAUGUAUUGCGCGCUUAAAUGGACUAAUGCGCCCAGUGCGUAUCCAACGGGCGCAGGCUCUGGGAUGGACGGACGCAGAAGAGUAUGUCAGAGACAUGGAAUCCGCUGGGCGAUAUAGCUCCGACAUUGUCGUCCAAGAGUUCAUACCGGGAGAGGAGUAUUCCGUGGUCGUAAUAGCGAUGGGCGAAACUCCAGUCCCGCUAAUUCCACAACGUGCCAAGUAUAAGAAAAUCGACGACAAGCCACAAAUUUUGACACUGGAGCUGAAGUUUGACGCAGAGUCAGGCUAUGAGCUUCUUUCAGAAGAAGAAGAUCCAGCAUUAUGGAAGCAUCUCCAGGAGACCGCGGUGGAAGCCUUCACGGCGAAGAAGAUGUACACAAAUCGCAUGGGAUGCGAUGUUGACAUGCGCAUCGGGUCAGAUGGGAGAGCCUACGUGAUUGAAGUCGAUCCAUUGCCUGUAUUCUUCUAUCCCCCGGGGUCUCAGCUGGAGGAUACCGAUGUUAAGUAUGGCUUUCCAGGCAGUUAUCCCGCUGUGGUCAACACUUACAUCACAAACUACUUCCUCAUGAAUCCAAGCCGGCGAAGCCCUCAUUUCAAUGAGGUGGCCGCGCUUUUCGACGAUUUAUCCAUGACUAUGGCUAUGCGAGAUUCCUCGUGGAUCCUACCAGAGAUAACGUAUCAGGGCACAGUGCUCGACCUUGGUUGCGGAAUAGGAAACGUUGGAGACGCGUUACGUGCGCGAGAACAGAAGGGAAUCACAGAAUUGAUUGGGGUCGACAUAUCGCGCAAAAUGUUGGACCGUUGUUACCAUUACGGAGGAUAUACUGAGCUUGUCCAUGACAGGAUGGAGGUUCACCUCUCCAAGCGGGCUGAAAUGGUAGACCAUAUAUUCUGCGCUUUCGCACUGGAGUUUCUCCCCAUGGAAGAGCUGUAUUUUGUUCUUGCCCGGUGCUUCCAACUUGCUAAGCAGUCCAUCACACUGGUCAUCGACAACUCCGCUGGAAGCCCUAGAGAGAAUUGCUCGUCAAUGAAUCGAGCACGGAAGUACGCCCUUGAUCAAGCCGAGAGUGUGAAGAUGUUCCAAAUACAGCGGGGUUGGCACCUCGAGCCAGCCGGGGCGGUCCUUUGUCGCGAGUCUCAAGCGCACAUUUUUCACUUCCAGCGACAUUAG